Molecule: messenger RNA, 2390 nt
Organism: Triticum aestivum (bread wheat)
Lineage: Eukaryota; Viridiplantae; Streptophyta; Magnoliopsida; Poales; Poaceae
Exons: 3
Coding region: 147-2225 (692 amino acids)
Source: RefSeq, a predicted model, not a curated record
CGCCACCCUGCGGAGGUGUUUGUUCCUUUUAGUCGGUCGUCUAGGGUUUCCUUCCCGUGCAAGAAGGCAGAGGGGCGGCGGCGACGACGAAUCCAGUCCAGAAAAGAAAGAAGGGAGAGGGGCGGCGGCGGCGGCGGUGAAUCCAGAUGGAGAUAGAGAUGGAGUCGUCGAGUGUCGAGUCUUGUGAGCCGGGGGAAAGAUCUGUGGCGGGGAAGAUAUCUAAGAUGGGGGGAACAGGGAAUGCGGUGGUGGCGAUGGCGACGACGGGGAAGAAGACAUAUGAGCAGGCGUUUCUGGCGACGACGGGGAAGAAGAUAUCGUUGCAGGCGUUGCUGGGGACGAUGGGGAAGAAGACAUCUAAGCAGGAGUUGCUGGCGACGACGGGUAACACAUCUAAGCAGGAGUUGCUGCCGACGGGGAAGACUGCGGGAUCUGAAGUGCGGAAGGCGGCGGUGUUGUUGAUGCAGGUUGCGAGCUUGCGUGGAGGGGCGGGUGAUGUGAGAGAGACGAGGGAGCGCCUGAUUGGCCAGUCUCUGGAGGCUCUGUCGAAUGCAGAAGUGUUGGCCUCACUGGAAGAGGAGGAACCAAGGAGAACGAUAUCUCAGGAAGCCAAAACUGAUCUAAUUGCCUACCAAGCCUGUGAUCAGGAGGAGGCGGCGCCGGAGCUCGUGGUGCAGAUUAUGUCGGAUGAUGACGAUGACUAUGUUAAGUGUGAAGCAGCAGCUUCUGAAGAGGCAUGUGAUCCAGCUUUUAUUCUCGAGAAUGACACAAUGACGACAAUGAUUGUAGCGGACCCCGCUAGGGGGGAAAUUGGCCUGGCUGAGGAGGUGGAUGUGGCGGCUAAAAGUGGACAGCAGAAGAAGAGAGUUAAUCUGUCGACUGAAGAAUUUUCGGCGCUACUGGAGGAGGAGGAAGCAGGGAGAAAGAUGGCUCACAAAGGCAGCACUGAUCCAAAUGCCUACCAAGCCUCUGCUCAAGUGGAUGAUGAUUGGUCUGAUAAGGAGGAGCGGCAUGAGGCGAUGGAGCUCCUGAAGCAGAAUAUGGCGGAUGACGAUGAUGAGUCUGCCAAGUUUGAAGCAGCGGCGCCUGAAGAGGCUACUGGGGAUGAGAUAAGGAUCUCUGAGGAAGCGGCCGAGGUAGCUGCUGAGGAGGAGAUGAUGAUGAUGGGAUUUGGGGGGCUGGCCGAGGAGGCGGCUGAGGAGGCGGCUGAAAGUUGGGAGCAGAAGAGGAAGAGGAGAGGUGACCUGUCGAUUGAUGAAAUGAUGGCUAGAACGAGAGAGAUGGUAGGGGAAGUGCCUGAGGAGGCCAACACUGAUCAUAAUGCCUACUGUGCCCGUGUUUACCGUGAAGAUUGGGACUGGCUCUUUGCCCCACUCUACGGUCCCUUCGACAAGACCACGUCUAUCCCACCCUCGUGUUGCAGCCACCAUCACCGUAACUCCUUGGUCAGGCCACAGCAGACUCUUCAGAUCUUCUCAAUCAAAGUCGGAAAGAUAAAGAAGCCCCUAAUGUGGCCAUUGCAUGUUUUUGGUUCAGUCGCUGUACGGGAUAAGGUGGAUCACAAUCGCAUUAUGGUCUUCCAUCGCCAAAGGGAGAACUGUCAAACCCUCACCAAGAAGGAUCGGUCUCUUAUGCUGACGGGUCCCACCCGUGGAGUUGUGGUGGAUGUACAUCCUACGUAUAUUGAAGUUGAUCUGAAAGUUAAGGGCACCACUGAAUCGGAGGACAUGGAUUUAAGCUAUUUAGUAGUUGCGUCUUCUCCUGGCGGCCCGUCUUAUCGUGCUGAAGCUAGCAAGCGUAGCACAUUGGAGUUGACAUAUGUUCGAAUGUACGACUCUGUGGAAGCCGCAAUCAGUGUGAAAUUGAAAAAAGAUGGGUCAUGGCCUGGUUGCCGAGGUUUAUUUACUGCCAGUACAGCUAGUUUAGAAGACAUGGAAAUCUUGUUGCUUGCUUUUAAAGGUGAUAGAUUGCCAGUUAAUGGUAAAGGAAGGAUUGAGUUUUCACGCCGUGUAGUCAGCGUCGAGCUUCGCGGUAAGCUAAUAUUUUCUGCGAAGGCACUGCAAGGUAGUGAUGAGAAAGGUGUGAGAAGAGUUCGUAAGACUUUUACUCCCAAAAGAGCUGGUAAAAGCAAGGAGAAUAUUAAGAUUGGUUCCUGUGAGAUGGAGGUAACUGUGACAUGGUCCCUUCUUCCGAGUUGCAAGUUUGACUAUGAUAAUUCUUUGUAAAGAGCUUAAGGUUGGCUUCCGUGUUCUCUUCUCUGGCAAUCUGAGGUAACUGGCUUUGCUGUUAUGUUGUGUUAUAGUCCAGUGGUACUCUAAUGGACGGUUGUCAAGUUGUCUGAAGUUAUAUUCUGUACUUAUGACACUAUUAUGAGUAUGCUUUAGUAUCAA